AUGGCUCCCAACGGCAACGCCUUCGUCAUAAACCCCUCCGCUCCGGAGCCACCCACGCAGUACGCCCAUGCCCGCCUCGCCCCCGCCGGCUCCCACCGCACCAUCUACAUCUCGGGCAUCGCUUGCGUGCACCUUGCUACGGGUGAGUGGCCGGGCGCAAAAGACAACGGCGACGGCACAUACGAGCUUGACGUGCGGGUGCAGACUGCAGCGGUGCUGUCCAACAUUGACCUCAUCAUCCGUAAGGCAACAGGCGGCAAGGGCAGCGUCAAGAACCUGAUUGAUAGUGUUGUAUACGUGGUGGACAUGAAGGGGGACUACCAGGGCAUAAACGAGGAGUGA
Messenger RNA from Colletotrichum higginsianum IMI 349063, 342 nucleotides. RefSeq names its product endoribonuclease L-PSP. NCBI's taxonomy places the organism in Eukaryota, Fungi, Ascomycota, Sordariomycetes, Glomerellales, Glomerellaceae. The transcript has a single exon. The record is from RefSeq and is a predicted model, not a curated record. Bases 1 to 342 code for a protein of 113 amino acids.